Anarrhichthys ocellatus (wolf-eel) is the source of this 2561-nucleotide messenger RNA. It is a transcript of the gene tk1, whose product is annotated as thymidine kinase 1, soluble. The transcript is spliced from 7 exons. Gene Ontology annotation, biological process: thymidine metabolic process. The coding region runs from base 126 to 821 and encodes 231 amino acids. NCBI's taxonomy places the organism in Eukaryota, Metazoa, Chordata, Actinopteri, Perciformes, Anarhichadidae. The record is from RefSeq and is a predicted model, not a curated record. Gene Ontology annotation, molecular function: thymidine kinase activity; ATP binding.
AACCGCCCGCGCGCAUUUUCAGCGUUUGGAUUCAGGACAACUUCUCCUGUGGGAUUGAAUUAGUGAUAUAUUUCAUAUUUAUUGAACUGUUUUUUAAUUAUUAUUUAUAGCGUCUUUGAGUCAGAAUGGACUGUGUGGAUUUUCCAAGAGUUCUGCCAAAUUCCCCGAGAAAAGCACGCGGACAAAUUCAGGUCAUCUUUGGACCGAUGUUUUCAGGCAAAAGCACUGAACUGAUGAGAAGACUGCGCCGGUUCCAGAUAGCCCAGUACCAGUGCUUGGUGAUCAAAUAUGCCAAAGACAUGCGUUAUUGUGACACAGGCAUGGCCACACAUGACAAACACACAAUGGAAGCUGUACCCGCAAGCUGUCUGAAAGAAAUGCGGCUUCUGGCAGCACAAGUCUGCGUCAUUGGAAUCGACGAAGGGCAGUUUUUUCCAGACAUCGUGGAGUUUUGUGAGGAGAUGGCCAAUUUAGGGAAGACGAUCAUUGUAGCUGCUUUGGAUGGAACCUUCCAGAGAAAACCGUUUGGAAACAUCCUGAACCUCGUCCCUCUAGCGGAGAGCGUCGUGAAGCUCCACGCCGUCUGCAUGCAGUGUUACAAAGAAGCCGCCUACACCAAGAGGAUAGGAGCGGAGAAGGAGGUGGAAGUGAUUGGUGGAGCUGACAAGUAUCAGGCGGUGUGUAGAAAGUGUUACGGAGGUCUGAUGGCGGAGAAAGAGAACAGCGCUCCAUUCAGGAACGAAACUCCACAACACAUCCUCUUGGGAAAACUCGUGGAGUCAGCGAUUCCUAGGAAGCUUUUCUCUUCUCUCCAUCUCUGAACACAAAAAUAAGACUUGUUGCCUGAAGUGGUGGAGAGUAUAAAUCUCAUGGUGGUUUUUUUGGUUGGUAUUUGUGCACGAGCAUUGGUUGGAAAAUGGAUUUUUAUUUGAGAUUAACUUUUGCUUCAUGACAUUUUAAAGUUUCUGCUAACAAGUUGGAUUUGAUCAGCCCAAUUAACUUCCUUAGUGUUUGUAUGUGUUCUUUAUUUGGUGUCUAAUACACAUAGGUGUAAUGUAUUAAAAAUGUUUUUACUUGACGGGGCACUUAAUAACCCUGGAGAACUCUAGCAGUACCCUGUCAAAUGUAAGGUUUUUAAUUAUGUUUGUAUAAUUGUAUAUUCUGGUUACAUUUGUAAAGAAAACCUUUUGUGGAAGGUUGAGUCAUGUUUGUCAGGUCAGCAGGAGUUUGAAUUAAAGUGUACAUUAUAUCAUAACAGUUGGGAGAUUAUCCUUUUCCCCCAUUUUAAAGCGUACAGUAUGUUUUUAACUCUCGCACACUUAACUGUGAUACGUAACUGAAUGCCCUCGCAUGCGACAGAGGACCAAAAUAACCUGUUUAAAUCCUGGCAGGCUCUGAGGCUGGAAUGGAGAAAGUAUAUCAUCCCUACAAUAUAAAACCUGUAAUACUGCAGUGCACAUAUGCAACAAUAACCUUAAAAUAGAACAUCCUGUGAAUGAUUUCAUUCUGACAUUAAAAAAACAAAUCACGCUAACCAAAGUGACUAGUAUUUAUAAAACAAAUCAUCCAGCCUUACAUGUAAAACAUGCAUCUUGAUCAAAUCUAACUUAAAAUUUACAAAAUACCAAAUUAUGUAACUGCAAAAAUGUCACAUGCGUCACAAAAUAAUGACCAUAACGCUAUAUUUGAACUGAAUCUAAAGGCACAGUUUAGAGACUUCCUGUCAGUCGGGUGAUUUAGGAGGUUGUCCAAUAACGAGCUGCAGAUUUAACUGCUGCCCCAGAGCCUGAAAAUCAGCCUUUGCGAUAUAAAAAGAAAACACGAGGGCAGCUGUGAUGCACAGCUUAACUUUAAUAUUUAAUCAUGGCACAUUUGAUUCACUUUCCUUCCCCAAAAACCCUUUGAUGUUAAAUUUCUCCUCACGGUACAAAUGAUAAAUCAACAGAAGAUUUUCAUAUAGAUGGCUUCAGCAAGUUCAUGUGUUUUCUAUUAAUAAUCAAUGUAUUUCCACUUGUACAAAUAUCUUCAAUGUAGUACCACAAUAGCAUGUUUCUAUAUAUAUUUAUAACCACAUUCAAUUGCUGGUCUGUCAUUUGCAGAUCUAGAGUCCGUUUAAAUCAAAAUCUACGUUUGAGCAUCACUUUAGACGAGCUACAGCAGCCGGACCGUCGGGCACAAAGCAACACAUGAAACCAGUUGCAGGCUGAGGUGUUAAUCUUGUCGUUGGUAAAGACACACCUGCUGCAGUCUGCCUUCAACAGUUUAGAUUAAGAAGCCUGUAAACGGGAGAUAAAAAUCGGUGUUCGGGAAACUAACCGUCUCAAAGACAUAGGAGGAAGUGUGAGGCCGCUCUGUUCGCAGGUUUAAGAGGGAGCAUUGUUUCUGCUAGUUAAUAAGUUACUCUCCAGUAAGAGGACAUGCUCGGUGGAUAAACCUGUUAAGUGCAGCUAUCUACGUUCUCCUCCCUCCUGUCUAUCUGAACCACAAGUUUAAAGGGCAACACCGACUAUGAACGUCCAAUAAACGCCUCUACAGAUUGGCACACGUAACCCACUGUUAAC